AUGAGUAUCUCUUACUCAACCCCAUCCCAGCGCUACUCCAUCCUGGAUCGUGUCGUCGGAGCUUUUGGAGGCAUGGGCUCUGAACGGCCACGGACAUUGGUUAUUCGUCCCGAGCCUAGCCCAGUCGGUUGGGAUCUUGGUCCCGUAGCCGCUCCCAGUAUGAUGAUUGUCCAGAUAAGAGCAACAUCGGUCUCCCACUCUGGUGAUCCGGCACCGUCCGCUGGGAUGCGAUUGGAGGUACCAAUCCUCGAAAGGGCAGGAAUUGCUUCCAUGGCGCGCUACUCCACACUCCGGGCAGCUUCUGCCAGUCGGAAAGCGCUGUCUCACGCUGAUACUUCCAGCGGCGACCCAAUAGCCCCCUCUGCCUCAUGGGUCGCCAGUUGUCCCAACAUGAUCGACGGCCGCCCCAGCCUAGGGCCCAGAAAAGGUCUUGGAUUGCCCUCUGCACAUUGCACCCUUGCGAUCUCAAUCAAUCACGACAACAACAGUUACUGGGAUCUCGGUCAGACCAAGCGGAUCGCGGUAAGCACUGAACAUCCCGAAAAGAACAAUGCUCGUUCAGCUGGUUCAGCUUCCUUGGUCAGCCCGCUUCCUCACGGACCGUGCUGAACCAGAGUUUUUUUUUUUUUACUUCUUCGUUGCCCGGUGGUAUCAGCCUCCAAGGUCCUGACGUGAGAGGUGCCCG
Aspergillus eucalypticola CBS 122712 is the source of this 685-nucleotide messenger RNA. RefSeq lists its product as uncharacterized. Lineage: Eukaryota; Fungi; Ascomycota; Eurotiomycetes; Eurotiales; Aspergillaceae. The transcript is spliced from 8 exons. The record is from RefSeq and is a predicted model, not a curated record. The coding region runs from base 1 to 609 and encodes 202 amino acids.